Molecule: messenger RNA, 2220 nt
Organism: Penicillium verrucosum
Lineage: Eukaryota; Fungi; Ascomycota; Eurotiomycetes; Eurotiales; Aspergillaceae
Product: FAD-dependent oxidoreductase
Exons: 5
Coding region: 1-2220 (739 amino acids)
Molecular function (GO): FAD binding
Source: RefSeq, a predicted model, not a curated record
AUGGCCCCUUUCACCGUUGUCAUCAUCGGCGGUGGGGUAGCGGGUUUGACUCUCGCCAAUGUCCUUGAGAGAUACGGCAUUGAAUACUCCCUCCUUGAAAAACAUAAGGAGAUUGCUCCUCAGCUAGGAGCUAGUAUUGGAAUUCUACCCUAUGGCUCCCAGAUACUAGACCAGCUCGGCAUGGAGGGUCAUAUCUCCUCCCUAUGCGAGAGUGUUGAGACGAUGCAAACAUUCGGACCCGAUGGAGAGUGUCUCACAACCGAACCUGCAUUCGGUCAGCUACUAGCAGACCUAUUCAGUUUUAUGGAUCGUCAGGAAUUAAUCGAGGCACUCUACGACAAUCUCCGAGAUAAGUCUAGAGUCCAUGUGGCAAAGGAGCUACACAGUACUGAGAACCUCGAUGGAGAAGUUCAAAUCACUACCAAAGACGGUAUAACCUUCACGGGAGAUCUCCUUGUUGGUGCCGACGGUGUUCACAGCCGGACCAGAGCGGAGAUGUGGAAGGUUGUGGAGUCUGAGGACCCUACUUAUACCAGCAAAUCAAUGGCUGAUUCGAUUACUUGUACAUAUAGAUGCAUGUUCGGUAUUGCUGACUGUCCGGAUGGUUUUCCUAGAGAGACUGGGCUCAAAUCCUACCACAAAAAUCGUUCUUACUUGUGCCAGUCAGGCCGGGAGGGUAAGUUUUACUUCUUUGCAUUCAUAAAAAACGGACAAAGAACUGUCGGCCAAUCUAUUCCCCGAUACACCAUCGAUGAUGAGCAGGCGGUGGUAGAUAAAUAUAGAGAAGACGUCCUGUGUCCAGGAGUUACGUUUGGUGAUAUAUACAUGAGGCGUCGGCACUCGGUGCUUGUCCCACUACAGGAAUACGUGUUGGACAAAUGCUUCUAUAAAAGGACAAUAUUGAUUGGCGAUUCCUUUCACAAGUUUAACCCUCUUACUGGACAAGGUGGAAACUCCGCUAUCGAAGACGCAGCGUUACUUGGAGACCUAUUGAAGAAAGCACUGCAGAAAGACCCUCAACCUACCUGCGCCGCAAUCCAAGCUGGAUUGGCUGACUUCCAGCGACAGCGGCAACCAAGAACAGAUUUACUGCGACACAGGGCUAGUUCAUUACAAGCACUGGAAGCCCUUGAAAAUCCGUUGCUCGAGUUCAUGACUCUCAGGGUUAUAGCGAAGUUGUCGAUUGAUCAGACGGCUUUAAGAUUCGCUGAGAUGUGCUCGCCCGGUCAUGCCUUGAGACAUCUACCUGAGCCAUCGCGCAGAGGCGUUGUUCUCCGCGACCAUGAUGUAGGCGCAAAGCCGAGCCAGCGGGCUCUGCAUGCAACUAUCCUUUGGUCCAUCAUUAUGGCUUCCCCCAUAUACUUGGCUGUGUUUGCAACUGCAUGCACAAUCCCUGGGACCGAGGUGGGACUUUUUGACCACAGGCUUCAGCUUUACAUUUCCAUGUGUACGGCUACCUCGAAUACUUUGUGGACUGUGGAGUCAUACCGACCCGGCUUUUUUCUCAGCCCAAUACAUAGUGCUCUCCCCUACAUACUUGCCUCCAACGCUGCCGGAUGGGAAUACAUUUUGCCCCUCUACUUCAUCGCACAUAUCUACGCAAGCCGUUCUCAAUCGUUCUACUACCCUAAUCCCAGGGCUAUAGACACCAGGGCUGCCAAAAUUCUGCCAAUAUGCCUCUUGAUUGCCUAUGUUCCUUCAAUCAUAUGGGCUCUGAUGUCGUCUGCUGGAGACUUGGCCUUGCAUCACUGGACGGUGUCCGCAAGUCAUUUCGCCCUUCCUUUGACAGUAUACCUGGGUCUAAACCUGUCAAAGAGGAACUUCCGCAAACCCAACACCCCGGAGUUGCUAUACGGUAAUGGCGAUAUACCUCACUUGCUUCGAACUUACAAUAUACUUACCGUCGCUUGUGCCACCUUUCAUGUACUCACCGUGGGCCAACUUUUCCCCCAUUUUCUGAAAACGGACUUUGUUACAACGGCUCUGUUUACUGGUGAAGUCUUGCAGUUGAUGGCUCUUUCUCUUGCCAUCAUAGCCUGGUGCUCUUUCACUAUUUGGGAUUUGCACCGCACCCACAUUAUCCACACUCGUCCUUUUGUCGAUAUUAUUUUCUGUUGUGUGACCUGCCUACUUCUUGGACCGGCUGCUACACUGGCUCGUACGUGGAAGCGGCGUGAGAUUGCACUGGAAGAGUCAAGGUGCAAGAUAUCAAGCCGUUGA